AUGGAUUUCAUCAAGACCAGUUCCCUGCGUGCUCUGAUUGAGUUAACUUUCCAACGCAACUGGAAUGGCUUCAUUUGGAUGAGUAGAAAAGGAGUUAUAGCCAAAAGAGUGAAGACUGCUCCAGACGGCCAUAUCGAGAAUCAGCGUCCGAACGCGCAGACCGGCUGGCCGAGGAACGAUGUUCCGCGCUCGGCCAAAACUGUGUCCGUCCGACUAAGUCUCGGCCAAAGUCCAAUACCGAUCGGCCGAUCACGCGUCACGACCCGGGAAACAAGCCCGCGGUCGGCCAAGCCACAACCGCCACGCCACAACCGCGCACGACCAAAGCGCGCGAGCCGGGAAAGCCUCGCGGCCGCGCAACUCCCUCACGUACCGGCACGAACGCUCCGUCCGACCCGGGGAACUAUGCCUCGCGUCCGGCCGAGACCAUCGGCCAAUUCCAUCCGUCCGACCGCCGGCCGACCGUUACAUCAUCCGGCCACGACCGUUCCGACUCAGCCCAAGACCCGACCGUCCCGACCGACCGUCCGAACGCCGCGGUCGACCCGAAGCCGUUUUUGA
Microthlaspi erraticum is the source of this 561-nucleotide messenger RNA. NCBI's taxonomy places the organism in Eukaryota, Viridiplantae, Streptophyta, Magnoliopsida, Brassicales, Brassicaceae. The record is from the annotation of a GenBank genome assembly.